Molecule: messenger RNA, 414 nt
Organism: Suillus plorans
Lineage: Eukaryota; Fungi; Basidiomycota; Agaricomycetes; Boletales; Suillaceae
Exons: 5
Coding region: 1-414 (137 amino acids)
Source: RefSeq, a predicted model, not a curated record
AUGGCAGUCAUGCAAGAUAAAAACACAGACCCUCAUAAGUACAAACUGGACACAUCUCAGAAUGAUCAGGAUGAGGUUGGCCUCAUCUGCAGUAUUUGCGUCAAGGAACGUUCAUCCGCCAAGCGGAAAGAAAUAUACAAGACCAUUCAAACCAAGGCUGGUGUGUCUUCGCCAACACAGCUGCUACAACAAGAGGAAUGUAAUCUAACCAAACGCUCCAAAAUUGAUCGUAUGCAACUGUCACCUGUGGAAUGGACACGAGCAGGGCAAUUUACAGACCUCCUUUUGUAUGCUGAUGUUGCUCAGCAAGCCUUCUCUUCAGAUCACGGAUCAACCCUUCAUCUUGCUAUUCCAGCACUGGAGACUCUUCACAGAUCAUGGAUGUCACAAGCGGAAAGAUCUAAAUAUAGUUGA